GUACCUAGAGGCUGACCGGAUCAUACAAUUAGCUAAUCGGAUCAGCGAUCUCUACAUCUGGAUACUUGUCGCCAUUGGACUCCCCGGAAACAUCUUCACCAUCAUUACCGUAGCAGCAAUGAAGAUCAUCUGUCCUGCCAAAUUUCUCAUCUCCCUGCUGGCCGCACUAGACACUGUUUCCCUGAUCUGUAAACUCACUGGUCACCAAAUGGUCAGGAAUGCAGUCUACAUUGGACCCGUGGGGUGUAAGUUCGAGUUUAUAAUCCCGUACACAGCAACGCUAGCCAACUGGGUUCUAGUCCUCAUCUGUGCUGAAAGAUUUGUUACAGUGUGUUUUAAAGAGAGGAAGACUUUGAUCUUCUCACUCAGAAACUGCCACAUCAUGGUUGUCGUCCUGUCAGCUUUUCUCCUUCUGAUCUUUGCCUGCAUCUCUAUGCCAAUGAGAUCAGCAAAUUUCUCAGGCUUCUUCUGUGGGACUUACAAUAAAUACGUGUGGUUCUGGAUCCACGUCUGGUACUGGAUAAACUCAUGUCUCUACCUGUUCCUGCCCUCAAUGUUUAUUGUCCCGAUGACAGCGCUUAUGCUCCACAGGCUUCGUGUGUCAAACAGGAAUGGCAUUCUGCAGCAGAAUGACGACAUUGGAAGUGAGAGCCAAGCCCCGGUGGCUGGGAAGUCCGACCUUACAGAGGAAGAGCUGGAGAAUAAUGAAAGGAUGUUUACUCUGAUGGUUUUUCUAGCUGCAGUCUUUUUCGUCAUUUUAUGUCUGCCAGCGUGCAUCUUUUAUUUAUCUUACCGCCAUCAUGACGAUGUUCUCACCCAUGCUCAGUGGGCCUUAUAUGAGCAAUUUCAGUUCUUCCUGGCCGACUCCACCCACGCUAUCAAUUUCUUCUUGUACUUUCUGUCUGCCCGGCAGUUCCAGGCCAAGGCUUUGGACAUCCUCUUGUGCAAACCUUGCAGGAAACACAGCUAUUCUCCCGGACACAGGCUCGACUAG
Candidula unifasciata is the source of this 994-nucleotide messenger RNA. The record is from the annotation of a GenBank genome assembly. Lineage: Eukaryota; Metazoa; Mollusca; Gastropoda; Stylommatophora; Geomitridae.